Messenger RNA from Pecten maximus, 4110 nucleotides. Its product is annotated as DNA-directed RNA polymerase I subunit RPA2-like. The record is from RefSeq and is a predicted model, not a curated record. The coding region runs from base 31 to 3468 and encodes 1145 amino acids. The transcript has 31 exons. Gene Ontology annotation, cellular component: nucleus; RNA polymerase I complex. Gene Ontology annotation, biological process: DNA-templated transcription. NCBI's taxonomy places the organism in Eukaryota, Metazoa, Mollusca, Bivalvia, Pectinida, Pectinidae. Gene Ontology annotation, molecular function: ribonucleoside binding; DNA-directed RNA polymerase activity; DNA binding.
UGGUGGAGCACGUGGAAGAUUUUUUUCAAAAUGUCAACAGAAGACAGCAAACAGCCGUCUUUUAAGAACCUAACGUCGACGAACUAUGGCGUUCCAAGAGAGCAUCAACAUCUGCCUUUGCAGGAACUAACCAAACCACAUGUGGAAUCAUUCAACUUUUUCUUGAAAGAGGGAUUACCUACAGCGGUCAAGAACAUCCCAACUACAGAGUUUGCCCUUCCAAAUGGAGAUCGGGUUAGGUUUAAGUUAUUGGAUGCUACCUUGUACCAACCCAGGGUUUCUCAGGGCAACCAUUUUGCUGUUACACAAAAGGUGUAUCCAGCAGAGUGUCGUGAGCGAGGAGUAACUUACAAAGGAGGCCUGAUUAUACAGCUUUUGUGGUCCGUCAAUGAUAACAUAAGUGGUACGCUUGAGAAGGAGAUUGGAAGCAUCCCUAUUAUGGUCAAGUCGGAUGGCUGUAACCUGAGUAAACUAAAUCCCGCUGAGCUGAUAAAAAGAGGCGAGGAAGCUGAGGAGAUGGGAGGAUACUUUGUAGUUAAUGGCCUGGAGAAAGUGGUCAGGAUGCUUGUGAUGCCAAGACGUAAUUAUCCCACCUGUAUGACACGCCCCUCAUGGAAGAACCGUGGAAAACAGUAUACAGAAUUUGGUGUCUCUAUCCGAUGUGUUCUUGAUGAUCAGAGUGGCAUUACUAACAUCCUCCACUACCUGUCUAAUGGGAUGGCGACUCUCAGCUUCACAUACAACAAAGAGAUGUUUUUUGUACCUGUUGUCUUCAUUCUUAAGGCUCUGGUGAAGGUCACAGACAAGUACAUCUAUGAUGAGCUGAUACAGGGCAAAGAAGAGGACUCUUACUAUAAAGGGUGUAUAGUCGGCAUGCUGAGACAAGUACAGGAUGAAGGCCUCCUCACACAGUCCAGCAUCAUGAAGCUGAUCGGGGAGCGCUUCCGCAUCAAGCUUGAUCUGCCAGUGUGGUAUACAGAUGUUGACGUGGCCAACUACCUGCUCAAACACUGCAUUGCCAUUCAUCUGGAAUCCAACACAGAUAAGUUCAACCUUUUGUUAUACAUGACAAGGAAGCUGUUUACAUUUGCCCGAGGAGAGUGUGCUGAGGAGAGCCCUGAUAAUACUAUGUACCAGGAAGUGCUGCUCAGUGGUCAUCUGUUUUCUAUGGUGGUCAAGGAGAAGAUCCAUGACUGGGUCAGAAAUUUAAGGAUGCAGGUGGAAAAAGAAGCUAAAGUGAAGGAAAAGAAUGGACAAAAGUAUAAUGUAGACGAGGGUUCCCUGCAAAAUUCCAGUCGUCGUGUCUCUACAAUUACCAGGCCAGUGGAGUAUUUAAUGACUACUGGAAACCUAAUCUCGCGGACUGGUCUCGGACUGAUGCAGAUGUCGGGUCUAACAAUUGUUGCGGAUAAGUUGAACUUCCUGCGGUACAUUUCACAUUUCCGCUGCAUACAUAGAGGCUCAUUCUUUGCCGAGAUGAGAACAACUGCUGUCAGAAAAAUGUUACCCGAGUCCUGGGGAUUUAUCUGCCCUGUCCACACACCUGAUGGGACCCCCUGUGGCUUGAUGAAUCACAUGACUGCCCUCUGUCAGAUUGUAAACAAACUGUACAGCAACAUCCACCUGCCAAAGUUACUCUGCUCACUGGGGGUAACACCAUUAGAUGCCCCGCCCCUGGGGAAGUACAACGAUAACUACCAGGUCAUUGUGGAUGGGAAAAUCAUCGGCAACAUACACAGCAGUUUGGCAGAGAGUGUGGCUCAAAAAAUCCGUGUCAUGAAGGUGGAGGGCCUCAACAAGGUGCCCCCGGUAACGGAGGUGGGGUUCGUACCACGUACAGAAUUUGCCAGUCAGUAUCCCGGUCUCUAUAUCUUUACUACGCCAGCAAGGAUGAUGCGUCCUGUUAGAAAUCUCAGCCUAAAGAAAAAUGAGAUGAUCGGAACAUUUGAGCAAGUCUAUAUGGACAUCAGUCUAAAUGAUGAAGAAACUCAUCUAAACCAGAAGAAGGUGACCCAUCAGGAGCUGACAGAAAUGGCUAUGUUGUCGACAGUCGCCUGCCUUACACCUUUCUCGGACUUCAACCAGAGUCCCAGGAAUAUCUACCAGUGCCAGAUGGGUAAACAGACAAUGGGCACACCCUGUCACGCUCUAACACAUCGGUCUGACAACAAGUUAUACAGAAUACAGACGCCCCAGACACCAAUGGUCAGACCCUACAUGUACGACUACUAUAACAUUGACGAAUACCCAGUAGGAACCAAUGCUGUGGUAGCUGUCAUUUCUUACACAGGGUAUGAUAUGGAGGAUGCCAUGAUUCUGAACAAAUCAUCCUUUGAGAGAGGAUUUGGACAUGCAACUAUUCAUAAAGCAGAGAUAAUAAGUUUGGCAGAAAAAGACAAUACAAGUCGUGGCCAGAAUACAAAUCUUGUCUUUGGCUGUAAAGGAGAUCAAAAGCAUGCGGAGGGAAAACUGGACAGUGACGGGCUACCGUGUGUUGGAUCCUAUCUACAGGAUGGUGACCCUUACUACAGUUACGUUAACCUUCAGACUGGGGAGACAAGGGUCGAGUUUUAUAAGAACGCUGAGCCUGCCCAUGUAGACUACAUAAAGAUCCUCGGAAAUGACCUUGGCACCAGCGAGCUGAACAAAGUCUGUAUUGGGCUUCGGAUUAAGAGAAAUCCUAUCAUAGGAGAUAAAUUUGCCAGUCGACACGGACAGAAAGGAAUUUGUAGUAUGCUUUGGCCAGUGGAGAACAUGCCGUUCACAGAGAGCGGGAUGACACCAGACAUACUGUUUAACCCUCACGGCUUCCCCUCCAGGAUGACCAUAGGUAUGAUGAUAGAGAGUAUGGCUGGGAAGUCAGCAGCCAGUCACGGUCUUUGUCAUGAUGCGACACCGUUCAAGUUCUCAGAAGACCAGCCAGCUAUUAAUUACUUUGGGGAUAUCCUCACUAAAGCCGGCUAUAACUACUACGGGACCGAACGUAUGUACAGUGGAUCAAGUGGACUAGAGUUAGAGGCUGAUAUCUUUAUAGGUGUGGUGUAUUACCAGCGUCUACGUCACAUGGUGUCUGACAAAUUCCAGGUAAGAUCUACAGGCCCUGUUGAUCAGCUGACCCACCAACCAGUAAAGGGGAGGAAGCGUGGAGGUGGAAUCAGAUUCGGAGAGAUGGAGAGAGAUGGCAUGAUAGCUCACGGGACAGCCUUUCUUCUACAGGAUCGACUCCUCAACUGUUCUGAUAAAUCUAUGGUUCAUGUUUGUACAGAGUGUGGCAGCAUGUUAUCACCAUUGUUAGAGCGGCCAGUGGCAGCAGUGGCCGCUGUCACUUCAGAAAUGAGACGUAAAUGGACAUGCAUGUUAUGUAAACGAUCGGACACCAUCCAAGUUAUCACUGUGCCAUUUGUGUUCAGAUAUCUUGUGGCAGAAUUAGCAGCCAUUAAUAUAAAAGUACAGCUGGAAGUCAAAUGAAACUACAAAGGUUAACUCAAGGUCAUGUGUUCUAUGAUGUGCUUAGUAAAAAUAUCACAGGCAAAGCAGAAGGAUGCUGGUAUCAGUUUCAAUCUAGAGGUCUAUAAACUGUUGCAGAAAUGCUUGAUGGCUGAGUUGUUACAACAUUGGGCAAAGUAUAAAUUCCUGGAGAAUUCCUGAUAAGAUUUACUGGUUGGAUAUUCCCCAGUAGUGUAAUUGUGAAAGGGAAUUCCCUGUAGAGUUAUAUAUACAUGUAUUUAUAUUUAUAUAACUGGUCGGGAAUGCCCCCUGAAUUCUUCAGUGAUUGUAUUGGACAGUGUAGACUCCAGACCAGAGUUUAUGGUGUGUGGUACUGCUGAUGAAAUUUGAUGAAAAAUUUGUGGCCCUUUGUGUGUGUCCUGACCAGGGAACUACAACAAGAACAUGCAAGGAGAAAUAUUCUUGCCCACAUUAUGCAUGUUGUUGUCCCCAAAUGUGGAGUUGUGUCCUAAACAAGGAUUUUAAAGGAAAAGUGGGGGAAUGCAUUCAUUAACAUGUAUUGAGCAAACUACUGCCGCAGAUCAUGUAAUUUUUAAUUUCAUGUUUAUUACAUGUAUAUUGUUAUCUUUAUAAGAAGUUGUUAAUUAAAUUUAAAAAAAAAGA